Molecule: messenger RNA, 1965 nt
Organism: Ipomoea triloba (trilobed morning glory)
Lineage: Eukaryota; Viridiplantae; Streptophyta; Magnoliopsida; Solanales; Convolvulaceae
Product: glycosyltransferase family 92 protein RCOM_0530710
Exons: 2
Coding region: 137-1816 (559 amino acids)
Source: RefSeq, a predicted model, not a curated record
AUCUUAUAAUAAUAGUUAUUAUAACCACAACUACGCACAAAUAAUAGGUUUAUUCAAUUUGUAUGUAUAUACACAUAUAUCCAUUAACGUAAGAGGAGAUCAUCGGAAAGAUCAGUUGGUGGAUUCAUCGUCGGCGAUGAAAGAUUGCAAAAAAGGAUCGUCGUUGUCGUCUAUACCAGUAAAGCCAUGCAACUUUUUCAUCUGUUCCACUCUUCUUCUUAUUCUUCUCUUCUUCUCCGGCUUUGCUUUCUCCACUAGUCGCCUCUUCUUCCUAGGGUUUUGUCCACGGUUAGUGACGACGUGGAGUGCAUCUGCGAUGGGAGUGAUCCCCGGCGAUGCACCGGAGAAUUCAGUGGAGUUAAUUCCAGAAGCCGUCAUUUCGCCGGACGAGGCGCUCUUUUUCCUAAAAUACCCUUCUUCAACCCGGUUAUUUACAAAAGAGGAGCUCAGCUGCGUUUACACGUCUCCAGACUCUUCUUCGCCGUCGUCAUCGGAGGCUCCUCCAAAGUCAGUUGACGAUCAGUAUUCGGGCCGCCAGAUCGUAAGGUGCCAGCCUCCUCCACGUGGCACUCAGGUCUCCCUCGCUGUGAAAAAGACGAGAGAUAACCAGCUUCCAGCACUAGCAGGGCCCACAUACAAGUGGGACUCACUGGCGUACGAGGCAAUCAUCGACUGGGACAACACCACAGUUGUGUUUGUGAAGGGCUUUAAUCUAAGGGGUGGGAAGGUGUCUGACCCAACCAAAUUUAGAUGCGUGUACGGUUGGGAUUUCAAGAACCCAAAACUCAUGCUACAUUCCUACGUCGUAUCUAUUGCCCAGGAAAUCGUACGGUGUAAAACACCUUUGAGCGUACUGAACAUGAACAGCCCGCUGAGAUUCGGAAAUGAUCCCAUUAAGGUUUCAGUUAGAAAGGUUGGGAAGGGACCGUUGGACUCUAUAGCCCGGCCCCAAGUUAGACUAAAGCCCAGCCCGACGGAUAGGAAAGAGCACAGAAUGUGCGUGUGUACCAUGUUAAAGAAUCAAGCUCGAUUCUUACGAGAAUGGAUAAUGUACCAUGCUGAGAUAGGGGUGCAACGAUGGUUCAUCUACGACAACAAUAGCGACGACAACAUUGAAGACAUACUCAACUCACUAGGGGAACAUUAUAACAUUUCGCGACAUGUGUGGCCUUGGAUCAAAACUCAAGAGGCUGGGUUUGCCCAUUGUGCGCUUCGGGCAAGAGACUUGUGCGAGUGGGUCGGGUUUAUAGACGUGGAUGAAUUCCUUUAUUUGUCUAAAAACACGUCAAUACAAGAGGUUUUGACACGGCAAACUAGCGGCAUUGCAGAGUUACGUGUACCGUGUCAUAGCUUUGGUCCGUCAGGGCUCAAAGAGGUCCCUAUAGAAGGUGUCACAGUUGGGUACACGUGUCGACUGGCUUACCCGGAGAGGCAUAAGAGCAUAGUGAGACCGGAGGCGUUGGAUCCUACAUUGAUGAACGUGGUGCACCAUUUUCGGCUCAGCCGGGGAUACAAAUCUGGGAACAUAGAUAGAAAUGUGAUGGUGGUGAACCACUACAAGUACCAGGUUUGGCAAGUGUUCAAGGAGAAGUUUCAUAGGAGGGUUGCUACAUAUGUGUCGGACUGGCAACAAGAUCGAAAUGCAGGGUCUAAAGACCGAGCCCCGGGGUUAGGAACCAGAGCGGUUGAGCCGGCAGACUGGCACACCCGGUUUUGUGAGGUUACAGACAAAAGCCUAAGGGAUCAAGUCCUGCGAACAUUCACCGACUCAAACACCCACAGGUUGCCGUGGCAAGAAGAUGAGCAACAAGACUAGACAGAGCAUUUGCUUGCAAUCACAAAUCUGUUCUGUAAUAAGCCAUUAGUAAAGAUAGGUAGAUUCUGCAUUUAUAUGUGGAAGAUACAAGUCAAGUCAGUACAGCACAAUUAAUGUCCUAACACGCAACUGAUUGAUUACAUGGAUUA